ACCAGUCGUCUUCUUCAUCCCUCCAAAGGAUGAGGACGCCCUUUGUUUUGGGACAUUAGGGUUUAAGACAGCUGCUUUAGUAUUCUCCUCAGCUGAUUAAACCCUAAAACAUUUCAACUCAUGAGGGCCAAAGAAGCAUUUUUCUGGGCAGUUCUUAGAAGAACAAUCCAAUCUCCGAGGCAAGAAAUCUUUUAUUCACGUUUUUCUUGAAAACAAUUGAUUCCUGAUAUUUAAUUCAAGGUGUUAAUUCUUGUUAUGAUGAGUCUACUUGUACGCAAGAGUCUAACUUGUUUGAAUUUCAAGAAUUCCUCUUUUCUCCGUCAAUCCCAUGUUUCUCUGUCUCAUUAUUUCUGUACCAAGAGGGAAACCCAACAUGUAGAUACCCCCACAGUUUCUGAGUUCUUGUUGCACAAGUACCAUUUCUCUCCUGAAGCGGCUUCUCAAGUUGCCUCCGUUCUACCUAGGCUUAAGAACACAGAGAAAUCCGAUUCAGUUCUGUCAUUCCUCAAAGAGAGUGGAUUUUCGGGCACCCAGUUGGAGAAAAUAGUGAAAUACAAGCCUGAGUUCCUCUUGGCAAAUCUUGAGAAGGUUAUCAAGCCCAAAAUAAAGAUUUUCCUAGAUUUCGGCUUUUCAGCUGAUGAAAUUGCUGAGAUUGUCUCGAAAGAACCGUUGGUUCUGCAUUGUAGCGUGAAAAACAGACUCAUCCCUUCGUUAUCUGCGCUGAAGGGCGUUUUGGGAUCCAAAGUUGAUUUGGCUAAGGUAUUGAAGAGCUCUGGGUGGAUCUUGGUAAGAGAUCUGCAAAAGACUUUGGUACCAAAUGUUGAGUUCUUGAAGAGCUGUGGCAUACCAUUUGAGCAGAUUGUUAGGCUCAUUCCUACGUUUCCAAGGUUUUUCUUGCUUAAGCCGAAAAUUAUGAGGAAAUCUGUUGAAAAGGCUGAUCAGAUGGGUGUUGAUAGGAGUUCCGGUAUGUUUAUUUAUGCUGCUCGGGUAGUCAGUUCGAUGAGCAACGAGAGUUGGGAACUCAAGUUGAAGGCCUUUCGGGAUUUGGGCUUCUCGGAAGAUGACAUAUUGAGGGUGUUCAGGACUGCACCUAUGGUGUUUUCCGUAUCGACGAAGAAGCUAAAGAAGAUAACUGAGAUUUUGCUUGAGACUGGGAAGUAUGACAUGUCGUGUAUUAUGAACACCCCAACUUCAUUGUUGUACAGUGUCGAGAAUAGGUACAGGCCGCGGCUGCAAGUCUUGGAGGUUUUAGAAAAGAGGAAUCUGAUUAAAAAUUGGCCUGCUCUUGGUACAGUAAACCUUACAUCAGAUAAGAAGUUCUUUGAGAAAUUUGUUGCCCCUUAUUUAGAUGAAGUUGGUGAAAUAUACACUGGAAAGAAUGUACAAAAGGGGCGAUGAAACUUGCUUGAAGUGGUAAUUGAACAGAAUAUAGUGUAAAGGUCCUGAUAUGGAUGAAGCAGUAAGAUACCGAGCCUGCCGUGCAUGUGAAUCUCAACUGUACUCCUAGCUGUUAGAACUUUCACCUGCAGUUUUGGCUUCUUCAUCUGAUUCAAGCAAACGUCUGGUUCAAUUCAAAAGUUCAAAUCUUUCUUUGCUGCUAAAAAUUUAUCAGCUGCGCCGUGUGCCGAUCUCUGCUUUCACCUGCAGUCUCUGUGAUGAAG
Sesamum indicum (sesame) is the source of this 1661-nucleotide messenger RNA. RefSeq lists its product as uncharacterized. NCBI's taxonomy places the organism in Eukaryota, Viridiplantae, Streptophyta, Magnoliopsida, Lamiales, Pedaliaceae. Gene Ontology annotation, biological process: regulation of DNA-templated transcription. The record is from RefSeq and is a predicted model, not a curated record. Gene Ontology annotation, molecular function: double-stranded DNA binding.